Dermatophagoides pteronyssinus (European house dust mite) is the source of this 2624-nucleotide messenger RNA. RefSeq names its product 85/88 kDa calcium-independent phospholipase A2-like. Gene Ontology annotation, cellular component: mitochondrion. Gene Ontology annotation, biological process: lipid metabolic process; positive regulation of ceramide biosynthetic process. Gene Ontology annotation, molecular function: protein binding; long-chain fatty acyl-CoA hydrolase activity. Lineage: Eukaryota; Metazoa; Arthropoda; Arachnida; Sarcoptiformes; Pyroglyphidae. The record is from RefSeq and is a predicted model, not a curated record.
AAAUUUAAUUUGAAAAAAAAUCCAUAUAAAUUGAAAACAUUUUUCGAUUGAAAUCAAUCUUGGGUUAAAAAAAAAAAUAAACCAUGUCCUGGCUACCAAGAUUUGUACGUGAUUAUCAAUGGCAAAAUCUAACCAUUCUACAACAAUAUGGUCCAAUGAUUUUGAUUGAACAUCAUCAACCAUUACAACAGCAACAACAAUCAACACUUCAGCAGCCACUUCAUCAAAUCAAAGAACCAAUUUUUGAUAUUAUCUAUCAAAUGAAUCCAUCAGCAACAACAACAACAACAACAACAACAACAUUGGGGUUAAUAAAUACAACUACUACUAAUGUAAUUAAUAAUAAUCAAGAUGUAAAUAUAUUAUGGCAAACUAAUAAUCGAAAUGAUGCAAUUGAAAGAUUUAAUUAUUUAGAACGAAUAUUGAAUGUUACAUUUAGUAAAUCAAUGUUAACAAAAACACGUUGUAUUCGUUUUAUAAUGAAUCAAUUGAUACCAUUAAUGAUUGAUCAUCCAAAUUGGCUUGAUAUUCAUAUUGCAGCAUUUUUUGGUCUAACGGAUUAUUUUAAAAAAUAUUCAUUCACACCGAAUCAAAUUAAUAUACAACGUGAACCAGAUAAUUUUACACCAUUACAUUUAGCAAUAAUGCGUCAAUAUGAUUCAAUUGUUGAUCGAAUCGCUCAGAAUAAACCGGAUUUAACACGUAUGGAUUUUGAAGGAAAUACCCCAUUGCAUUUAGCCGCAAUGUUACCAAAUAAUUUAAAAAUAUUUAAAAUAACAACAUCAUUGCUGCAAUCAUUAUCGACAACGAUUGAAUAUAAAAAUUAUGUUUUACAAUUAAAAAAUCGUUCCGGACUGACACCAAUCGAUAUAAUUGCUAGGAAUCUGCGUAAAGAUUAUUUUGUACACCUAAUGAAACAGAUAGGGUUAACAGCUCGAAUGUUGACAAUAAUUAUUGUUCGUUCGGAAAGUGAUCAUCAAUUUCUGCAAAUGGUUGAUAAUGAAAAAAUAAUUCCAUUCACCGAUUCCGAUAUAUCGGAUAUUGAUUUUCAACGUAUUGAUUCAGGUGGUUGUCCAUUACAUUGGAUAACACGUGCAGAAACGAUGAAAAAAUUCUUACUAAAUUUUCAUAUGGAAACAAUAAAUUUUCGUCAAGAAACACCAUUAAUAAUGGCUAUAAAAACAAAUAAUUUUAAUUGUUCAUUAUGUUUAUUGUUGAAUGAUGCUAAUCCAAAUCAUUCAGAUUUAAAUGGUGAUUUAACACUUCAUCAUGCUGUACGUUUAUCCAAUCAAUUAUUAGUAAAAUUAUUAUUAAUAUUUGAUGCUAAUAUUAACCAUCGUAAUCGAACUGAACAAUUAGAUCCAUAUCAAUUGGCAACAAAACGACAAGAUCAACAAAUGGUUAUAUUAUUAGAUUCAUAUAUGGAAGCUAGACAACAAUCAAUUAUUAUUGAUGAUGAUGAUGAUAAUGAUCAAAAUUCAAUUAGAAAUUUAACAAUGGAUGUUGAACAACAAAAAUGUUGUCAUUAUUUGAAUAUAUCGAAAAAGAAUCGUAAAGGGUUAAUUGAUCAAUCAACAUCACCAGGAAAGAAAAAGAAGAGAAAAAAAUCCAGAUUAAUUUGUUUUGAUGGUGGUGGAAUUAAAGGGUUAUUUACAAUACAAAUAUUGAUUGAAUUGGAAAAAUGUUUGAUUCAAAAACAAAAACAACGUAAUCGACAACAGCAAAAACAACCUGGUCAACCUGGUCAGCAACAACCGGGAAAACCGGGAAAAAAACCGGAAAAAAAAUUAUCCGAUUAUUUUGAUUGGAUUGCCGGCACAAGUACCGGUUCGAUAAUUGCCUAUUGGUUUUCACAACGUAAAUCAUUAACCGGUUUACGUUUACUGUAUUUUCAUUUUAAAGAUAAUGUUUUUCAUGGUAACCGACCAUAUUCUACUGAAAAAUUAGAAACAUUAUUAAAAACUAAAUUAAGCGAAGCAAAUAAUAUUAAUCAAACUGUUGGUGAUAUUUGGAAUGAAUCCGGUAAACAUUUGAUCAUUUCUGCAAGUCGUGUUGAUUGUUUUCCACCACGUUUACAAUUAUUCUGUAGUCAUCAUCGUUUCACUGGAUCCAAGAAUAAAAUCCUAAUAUGGCAAGCAUUACGUGCAUCAUCUGCUGCACCGACAUAUUUUCAACAUUAUCUACCAUAUAUUGAUGGUGGUCUUAUGUCAAAUAAUCCAACCUUGGAUGCCUUAACCGAAUAUUUUCGUUAUCAACAACAUGGUGGCCAUGAAAACCUAGACAUGGUAUUAUCGAUUGGUUGUGGUUUUCUGCAACAAAAUGAAAUGAAAAAAAAUUUCUCUGCUGCAUUUGAUAAAUUCAAUUAUUUUCUUGAUUUUCGUUCAUUUGUAAAUGAUUUUUCAUAUCGUUUACAUCAUCAUCAACCAUGGACAUACGGUAAUGAAUUAGCAUCACAUAUGAAAAGUCAAGUGACAAAUUGUAAUGAUCAUAUUGUAUUACGUUCACUAACAUGGUGUUCAUGUUUAAAUAUUACAUUUGGCCGACUGAAUACAUUAUUAUCGAAAAAAAUACCAUUAGAUGAAUCACGUAAUGAUGAAUUAAUAUUAGGUUUAUGGGAUAUUUAA